AUGAAGAUUACGGUUGAUGUUGAACUCCAGGAGAUGGAGUUAGCGAGGGGCUCACGCGUUCAACAAGCUUUAGAAUGUAUUAACCCUAACGUUUAUAUUCGUAUGGUUACAGACAAAAAUUCCCUUUCAGCCCGUAUCAAAGAAGCCAUUCGAGAGAAAAAAUAUGAGCAGAUUACGGCUGAAAUUUUUGAUCGUCUCAGUUUUACUCCUGUGUUUGACGACUGUCUUGACAUUUUGUGCUCUGAAGUUUUUUUUAGUACUCAGCGUUUCGAAGACGGACAUCUUCUUCAACCCUUUAUUACUGUCAUAUGCCGGCUUCCAGAACCAUCGAAAGAAAAGAUAAAAAACGAACUUUCCCAGAGAAUCAUGAGCUUCCUUUCGAAGCCCCAGAGACUGGAUUGCAGCAGACGACCUCUCUUACCCUAUGCUGAGACACUUGCCGCCAUGACAAAAGCUGAGCUUUUGAGUCUUCGUAGUGUUGUGAUGACUAUUAUACAAAUGAUUCGCAUGGAUAUUACUCGCACUGCUGGUAUAACCUGCCUUGGAAAGCUGGUGGAGGUUGCAUACGAACCCCUUAGGCAGUGCGAUUCACCGACACUCGAGCUUCUUCGCACUACUGUGGCUAGUGCACAACGAGAUGACUCUUUUUUGUAUGAUGUAGAGUAUAUUAUGGAUGCCUUUGGGUGGUCCCAAAACAAGCCCGUACUUAGCAUCGUUCGGUAUGGUACUCACCAUUCUCAUCCUAUUCUUUCUUUGGCUUAUUGUGGCGGCUCAAACUACCGGGAAGCGGUUGUCACCUCCUCGGUGGAUGGGACCAUCGGUACGUGGGAUCGUACUGGGACCCUCACCGAGAACAUUGUGCUCGCCAGACACUAUGCCGCGUCGCUAGACCUUGCAAAUCGAGGUCGUACCCUUAUUGUCGGCAUGGUGUGUGCAAAUCCUAGUAUUCCACCGGCAGUUGUGUUAUAUAGCGAGGAAGGAAGCUCUCGAGAGUCCCACUGGGAGGAAAGCGGCGCAGUAGAGCCGAAGAACGCCCGCUUUAUUACCUCGGUUCGGAGCCUUCGCAAUGCCGGGACCGUUCGUUUUGGUGUCGGUGUUAGUACCUCAACCUCCAACCCGUUGCUUCUCUACGACCGAACGCAACUGUUGCAGGAGUAUCACGACCACUCCGACAUCCUCACCGCGAUGCACGUCCCUUCCGAUCGCGAUACAACGAUCAUCACGGGCUCUCGCGAUCGUUCGAUUAUUAUUUAUGACGUCCGCACCCGGCAAAGUGUGUCCAGCGUGACGCACCACUACAGCUCCGUAUCGGCAAUCGGUACCUGUGGGGACUACAUUUUUACUGGCGGGCUGGAUCGCCGUAUUGUAGUGGAUGACAUGCGCAUGUUAGGCCACCCUCUUGUGCGUGACAUGGACAGCGCUAUACUUAGUCUUUCCAUCAACAAUUCCAUGCAGUGUGCAGUGUCGACACUGACUGGUAUAUAUCUCAUCUCCUUUUCAAAUGGAGUCCAUAUCCCAGCCACCUCUCGCGCUGAUAAUGGACCCAACUCAACUUCCUAUCACGCAAUUUCAUGGAAUAGCACUGGAAAUAUUCUAUAUGCAGCCGGUGAAAGCAUGUCUUUAGAUAUCUUUGCACGAGCAUACGCUGAUGGUGAUACGUUUGAAGGCGCUUGA
This is a messenger RNA of Phytomonas sp. Hart1, 1674 nucleotides long. The record is from the annotation of a GenBank genome assembly. NCBI's taxonomy places the organism in Eukaryota, Euglenozoa, Kinetoplastea, Trypanosomatida, Trypanosomatidae.